Esox lucius (northern pike) is the source of this 1318-nucleotide messenger RNA. It is a transcript of the gene ube2j1, whose product is annotated as ubiquitin-conjugating enzyme E2, J1. The transcript has 8 exons. Lineage: Eukaryota; Metazoa; Chordata; Actinopteri; Esociformes; Esocidae. The coding region runs from base 311 to 1282 and encodes 323 amino acids. The record is from RefSeq and is a predicted model, not a curated record.
UGACGUCACACAACUGACAUUUUUCUCGUUUGCGAGCAGGUCAGUCCCACCAAACUCGUUGAACAACAAACUUAUGCCACGUCAGGACUUCCUUUCUAGCAAACCAACUGAUAUGACAGCUAUUUAGGGUUAACGGCACACAACCUUUAGUUCUCGGUGAGCUUUACCGAAUACAUUCCUUGCAUGUUUGCGACGGUUCAGACUGAUCAAAAGUCUGUGUUAUCGAGCUGCCUGCUACGUUAGGUUAGCUAGCUGCUACCGUUAGGCCAGCUGUCUUUCCUAAACACACGCUAGCUGCAUUUUGAUUGAAAUGGAGAACAAGUACAACCUCAAGAGCCCAGCUGUGAAGAGGUUGAUGAAGGAGGCAGCUGAACUGAGGGACCCCACAGAGCAUUAUCACGCCCAGCCACUGGAGGAUAACCUGUUUGAGUGGCACUUUUCUGUCCGAGGACCCCCGGACUCUGACUUUGAUGGAGGGGUUUACCACGGCAGGAUAGUCCUGCCCCCAGAGUACCCCAUGAAGCCCCCUAGCAUCAUCCUCCUCACUGCCAAUGGGAGAUUUGAGGUAGGGAAGAAGAUUUGUUUGAGCAUCUCUGGCCAUCACCCGGAGACAUGGCAGCCAUCUUGGAGCAUCAGAACAGCACUGAUAGCUAUAAUCGGAUUCAUGCCAACCAAAGGAGAGGGUGCGAUCGGAUCCCUUGAUUAUACCCCAGAGGAGAGGAGAACCCUGGCCAAAAAAUCCCAGGACUUCUGCUGUGAGACGUGUGGCUGUACCAUGCGCUCGGCCCUUCUUUGUCCCUCCCCCACUAAUCCCCGCCCAGACGACCAGGAGGACCAGGAGCUCGCGCAGCAGAUCAAUUUCAAGGCAGAGUCCAGGCAGGCCAGUGAGAGCACAGGGGCGGAGACUGAGAGCACUGGGGCGGAGACGGAGCCCCCCACUCACUCACGAGAAGAGACCUCCCCCCCGGUUGGAGGUCAGGUGGAGCAGGCGGAGCAGGCGGAGGCCCAGGCUGAGGCAGCUCCAGCGGCCAGUGAGGACCCGCCGUGCCCCCCGGCCCCCAGCGGCCGCCCUCUCAGCCCCCGCCAGCGGCGGACCCAGCGGCAGGGAGACCAGAGAGAGCCCGCCAGCAGAGCCACGUUCCCCGCCGACCCCCGACCCCCUCGGGAUGCCGGUCACACGGGCUCCGUGGUCCUCAUCGUGGUGCUGACCCUGCUCCUGGCCGCCCUCAUCUUCCGAAGGAUAUACCUGGCCAACGAGUACAAGUUCGAUUACGAGCUGUGAUGACACCUGGCCUGUCACCUCCCCCCGGGCCCCCCC